AGGUCACGUGCCACUAUCUACCGGAGAAGGAGAAGUGCCUGUGGUGGCUCCGGGGCGGGGACAUACUUCCGGUGUAGUAAGUGACUGAGAGCUUCUCGGCUCCGGCGCAGGGUGUCACCAACAUGGAUAGUCAAGGCAGGAAAGUCGUGGUGUGCGACAAUGGCACAGGGUUUGUAAAGUGUGGCUAUGCCGGCUCUAACUUUCCAGAACACAUCUUCCCAGCUUUGGUUGGGCGACCUGUUAUUCGAUCUACUGCCAAAGUGGGAAACAUUGAAAUUAAGGACCUUAUGGUUGGCGAUGAAGCAAGUGAAUUGCGCUCAAUGCUUGAAGUUAACUAUCCAAUGGAAAAUGGCAUUGUACGAAAUUGGGAUGACAUGAAACACCUCUGGGACUACACAUUUGGGCCUGAAAAAUUAAACAUUGACACCAGAGAUUGUAAAAUUCUUCUUACGGAACCCCCCAUGAACCCUACAAAAAAUAGAGAAAAGAUUGUGGAGGUUAUGUUUGAGACCUAUCAGUUUUCUGGUGUUUAUGUGGCAAUACAAGCAGUUCUUACUUUGUAUGCACAAGGUUUAUUGACUGGUGUAGUUGUGGAUUCUGGAGAUGGUGUCACUCACAUUUGUCCUGUGUAUGAAGGCUUCUCUCUUCCUCACCUCACCAGGCGAUUAGACAUCGCUGGCAGGGACAUCACACGUUACCUGAUAAAGUUGCUUUUAUUGAGAGGCUAUGCUUUUAAUCACUCUGCUGAUUUUGAGACGGUUCGUAUGAUCAAAGAAAAGCUUUGUUACGUUGGAUACAACAUUGAACAAGAACAGAAACUAGCUUUAGAGACCACAGUCCUUGUGGAGUCUUACACUCUUCCAGAUGGCAGAGUAAUUAAAGUUGGCGGAGAGCGCUUUGAAGCACCAGAAGCUCUCUUCCAGCCUCAUCUUAUUAAUGUUGAAGGUGUUGGCGUUGCUGAAUUACUGUUUAACACCAUCCAGGCAGCUGACAUUGAUACACGGUCAGAGUUCUAUAAGCACAUCGUGCUUUCUGGAGGCUCCACAAUGUACCCAGGACUGCCUUCCCGUCUGGAGCGAGAGCUUAAGCAGUUGUAUUUAGAACGUGUUCUCAAAGGAGAUGUUGAAAAACUCUCGAAAUUUAAGAUUCGCAUUGAAGAUCCUCCUCGCCGUAAGCAUAUGGUUUUCCUGGGAGGUGCUGUAUUAGCUGACAUCAUGAAAGACAAAGACAACUUCUGGAUGACUCGCCAGGAGUACCAGGAGAAGGGAGUGCGUGUUUUGGAGAAACUUGGAGUGACUGUCCGAUAAAAAUAACUUUUGGUUCCCAUCGCUUCUUUAAAGCUUUCCUUCCUUUAUUGCCAAUCUUUGAACUCAUUCAGCUACUUGACUUGGGAAGGCCUUUCUGUGCCCCUUUUUGACCUUAAAGGUCAGGUUUUUGUCCUGGUUUCCUGGUGAGAGCUUUGGUAAACGUUUAUUCAUGUGACUAAAUUUAACUAUUUAAUUUGUGUAUUUCUUUAUCAACACAAAUCUCUAGCAACAGAGCUUAACUGCUCAAUUGUCUGUUCCCAGUAGGCAUUUGACUUAUCACAGAAGGCUUUUUCCGUUAGUGUACUGCUUAAAAACUGCUUUAUCUUCUGCUGGGUUUAUUUUGUCUUUUAUUACCAUGAAAAUCCUUAAUAACUGUUUAUUUAGCACUAGAUUGUUAAUGACCAAUGUUGCACCCUUUUGAUACAUUUCCACCGUACUCUUGCUUAUUCUUUACAGAACGAUGAGGUGAAAACCCUUCAGUGUAACCAACCUGCUUUCAGUUAGAAUUCUAUUCCAUUUGUAGCUAGUUACUGUGCAGUAGUGAGGUUAUUCUACCAAUUUCAUAUAUAAAAGACUUAUUUUUGUUUUUAUUUUUUAUAUUUUAAUUUUACACCAUUGUAUGUUUCUAUAUAGUGUACAUCUGGUAUGCUUUUUGUUGCUAUAUAGUAUAUAUCUGGUAUGCUUUUUUUUCCUUUUGCAGCCUAUUAACAAAACACUUGUGCAGGUGAUAAGGGCAGGUGGGAACAAGAUCCCAGUAAUUCAUUAGAGAAACAAUACAUUUUUAAAAAAGUGUGAUUAAUAGAUAUAAUUUCUCUAUAUUUUGAAAUAAACGGUUUAGUGUUUCUCCCCCCACCCCCCCACCCUUUUUUUUUAUAUAUAUAUAGUUCAGACUUUAAAAAUGCAGAUGCUUUGAUCCAGUGCCAAGUGCUGUUCUUCUGAGAGGACCUUUUUUUAAGAUAAAUUACAAAAGUUAUUUACAACCAGUGUCUGAUCAGUAGGGUGUGAAAUCAUUUGCACAAAUCAAAGUUGCUGGAGAGAAUCCUAUGUUCCUUUUUCUCUUUGUAAGUCUUCAUACCUCGUAAAGUGGUAGUUUACAGAAAGUUUUUUAAUAAAAGCCUUUAGUGAUACACUUUAGUGAAAUAGUUGUUAACUUUUUGCUUCUGCACUGUCUUUUUGCUAGCUUAAAAUAGGCAUGGGAAAAUUUUCGAAUUCGGCAUCAGUUUGCAAAACGAAUGCUGGAUAUGGCUGGAUGCAGCAGAAUUCGGCUCUUUUCAGAGCCUGAUAUCAGUGUGAAAAAAAGAUUUGUGCAAAUUCGGAUAUUCUUCCAUGCUUAGCUUUUAACAGUGUUUCCUAUUUGUUCAAAUGCAAACAAAACUAUUUCUUAUAUUGACUGAGCUCUGCCAUUGAAUUCAGGCAAGGACAAAAUGUAAAACACUUUCUGAUUUAGGACACAGAGUUUAACGGAUUAAGACCAAUGUGUUGGAGAGUGGAUAAUUUAAAAACAUAACUUAAAGAAGUUAAAUAAAAGAAUGCAUUGCAACAGGUUUGUCUAAAGGUGUAACCUUGCAUACCCUUAAUUGUUAUGGAAUAUUGCUAUGCAGGCUUUUCAGAUUAGUACUAUUGUACUUUGACUUUGUAUUAAAUACAUAGUCUUUGGGGAAUGCGGAUGUUAAAAAAAUCUUUAGCUUACUACAUAAGUAUACUUAUAAAACUUCAGUAUUUUUCAUGGUAAUUUUCUUGCUAUGGCUUGCAAAAUACAGGGCAUACAAACUGCUUUUAGAUCAGUGGCUGAUAUUUCCUUUUUGUUUUCAUAAUUUCUGUCUCCGAAUUUAAGGUAAUUUUUAAACUAAUUUGAAAUAAAUUGGUCAUUAUCUCCGA
Molecule: messenger RNA, 3185 nt
Organism: Bombina bombina (fire-bellied toad)
Lineage: Eukaryota; Metazoa; Chordata; Amphibia; Anura; Bombinatoridae
Gene: ACTR2
Product: actin related protein 2
Exons: 9
Coding region: 123-1307 (394 amino acids)
Biological process (GO): Arp2/3 complex-mediated actin nucleation
Cellular component (GO): Arp2/3 protein complex; actin cortical patch
Molecular function (GO): actin filament binding
Source: RefSeq, a predicted model, not a curated record